GAUGUUAAUAUAAUAAAUUUCUUUCUUUCCUAGGAAUCGAAAAGAUGAAAUCCAUGUCACAGCUUGCUGUUUUAUCGAGACGAUGGAGGCCGUCAGAGAUGAAACUAGAUUCUUUCCAGGAAGUAGUUCUAGAAAGCAGCAGUGUUGAAGAAUUAAAAGAAAAGCUGAGUGAAAUAAGUGAAAUACCCUUAGAAAACAUAGAAUUUGCAAAGGGUAGAGGAACGUUUCCAUGCGACAUUUCCAUACUAGAGAUUCACCAAGACUUGGACUGGAAUCCUAAAGUAUCUACAUUGAAUGUCUGGCCUCUGUACAUUUGUGAUGAUGGUGCAGUAAUAUUUUAUAGGGAUAAAACUGAAGAAUUAAUGGAAUUAACAGAUGAGCAGAGAAAUGAACUGAUGAAAAAAGAAAGCAGCAGACUCCAGAAAACUGGACACCGGGUAACCUACUCUCCUCGUAAAGAAAAAGCACUAAAAAUUUAUCUGGAUGGAGCACCAAAUAAAGAUUUGACUCAAGACUGAUAGUCGCUAUAGCAUUUUCCCUGGGGAAUUUUUUUGUUUAAAAUAAAAAGGUUCACUACUACUGUGUAGUGCCGUUACGGCAGGACACUCGUUAGGUGUAACGCGCUGACACCAGCACUGAUUGGGCCGUGUUACCAAUCGGAAGCGCAGUGCCCCGCUGGGUCACUGUCUGACUUGGAACAUGUUGUGCACUAUAGUCAAAUGUACUGUAAAGCUAAAAGGGAUGUGCAAAUAAAAGAUUAGAACUAAAACGUGGGCGGGGAGGGAAACGAGUGGAAAUUUUGAGGACAGUGUGCACAUAGUAGCUAGUGAAACUAGCCUCAAACAGGAUACUCAUAGCUUAAUAAUAAAAGCUGUGCAAAGGCCAUGAAAGAAUCCUUUUUUCUGUUUGUUUCACUGAUACACGCAUUACCUCAUCAGAGAGUCCGAAGUAAAUGUUAACGCGUUGGUUCUAGCAAAGCAGCAGAGAAGGGUCGAAGACGAAAUGGAAGGUGCUGCAAGUAACAGGUUUUAGAAUGUUCUUCCAUAAAACAGGUAGUCUGAGAGGUAUCUGCAGAAGGCUGCCAGCACAUGUUGGUUCAUUUUGCAGAAGUGCUGUUGUAAGGUAAACUGGUUUUUAAUGGGUUACGGACGCCAAUGAGCAGCUCUAUUAUACUGCAUUCAAUGUGUAAAUACUGUUUGCCCUGUCCAUUCUACAGAACUGCAGUUCAGCUAUUAUCAUGGUAUUUCUUUUCACAUAUCAACAUUCAUUGUGUACGUUUGGAAGUAUAGUUGCCUAUUUAAAAUUGUAUUCAUUUUAUGUUCGACGAUGCUGGGUAUUUUAGGGUUGUAUUUCUUUCCCCUUGUUAAUGAAGUUUUUGUUUUGUUCAGCUACUUUUUGUACAUUUUGGUUUUGAGACUAUUACAAGUUUGCAUCUUCUCCACCCGCUGAAAGUCAUUUUGUUUUUCCCAGAGUUGAUUCCGUAGCUGUAUGUAGUCAAAUAUUGGGGCAACCUCUAGCACCUCAACGUACAAACUCGGUAGUUCAGGUGUGGUGCAAAGACUGAUGCAGUCAACAUGAUUUCAUUGCAAAGCCUAGGAACAGCAGUUUUUUGCUUUGGUCCAUAAAGAUCAAUAGAGAACAAUUCUCCGUAGUUUUUGGAAAAAACACCUAAUUUAUAACAAUCAAAAGAUUUUGGUAAACUUUUUCAUGCCAGAUGCUGUUUACAACAAUGAACAUGCCAAUAAAACAUUUGUUCAUUCUGUUGUGUUAUUUUAGUCAUUAAAUGCUGUGGUUUAUAUUUGAAAAAUUAUGGAAUUAUUUCAUGGAAAUACAGACUUUUCCAAGGCAAUGUCAGAAUUGCAA
This is a messenger RNA of Tauraco erythrolophus (red-crested turaco), 1863 nucleotides long. The record is from RefSeq and is a predicted model, not a curated record. NCBI's taxonomy places the organism in Eukaryota, Metazoa, Chordata, Aves, Musophagiformes, Musophagidae.